This is a messenger RNA of Sinocyclocheilus grahami, 3480 nucleotides long. RefSeq names its product voltage-gated potassium channel subunit beta-2-like. NCBI's taxonomy places the organism in Eukaryota, Metazoa, Chordata, Actinopteri, Cypriniformes, Cyprinidae. The coding region runs from base 12 to 944 and encodes 310 amino acids. Gene Ontology annotation, cellular component: membrane; juxtaparanode region of axon; voltage-gated potassium channel complex. Gene Ontology annotation, biological process: regulation of potassium ion transmembrane transport; potassium ion transport; regulation of action potential. The record is from RefSeq and is a predicted model, not a curated record. Gene Ontology annotation, molecular function: potassium channel regulator activity; voltage-gated potassium channel activity; transmembrane transporter binding. The transcript has 12 exons.
CUGAGCAGCUGAUGACGCUGGCGUACGAGAACGGUAUCAAUCUGUUUGACACAGCCGAGGUGUAUGCGGCAGGGAAGGCUGAAAUGGUUCUCGGCAGUAUCAUCAAGAAGAAAGGAUGGAGACGUUCCAGUUUGGUCAUCACCACCAAGAUAUACUGGGGUGGAAAAGCAGAAACAGAGAGAGGCUUGUCUAGAAAACACAUAAUAGAGGGUCUAAGGGCGUCACUGGAGAGACUUCAGUUAGAGUAUGUGGACGUAGUGUUUGCUAACAGACCCGACCCCAACACACCAAUGGAAGGAGAUCCAUUUAACACUUCAAAAUCAAGAACAUUCAUCAUAGAAGAGACGGUCCGAGCGAUGACCCAUGUGAUUAACCAGGGAAUGGCCAUGUAUUGGGGCACGUCCCGCUGGAGCUCCAUGGAGAUCAUGGAGGCAUACUCAGUGGCACGACAGUUUAACCUGAUCCCACCUGUCUGUGAGCAGGCCGAAUAUCACAUGUUUCAGAGAGAGAAGGUGGAAGUACAGCUGCCUGAACUCUUCCAUAAGAUAGGUGUGGGCGCCAUGACGUGGUCUCCGCUGGCGUGUGGGAUCAUCUCAGGAAAGUAUGACAGCGGUGUGCCUCCUUAUUCCAGAGCCUCCCUCAAGGGCUACCAGUGGUUGAAGGACAAGAUCCUGAGUGAGGAAGGCCGCCGUCAGCAGGCAAAGCUGAAAGAGUUGCAGGCCAUUGCGGAGCGGCUGGGCUGCACGCUGCCCCAGCUGGCCAUCGCGUGGUGUCUGAGGAAUGAGGGGGUGAGCUGUGUGCUGCUGGGGGCCUCCAGCACUGUACAGCUGAUGGAGAACAUAGGAGCCAUUCAGGUUCUUCCAAAAUUAUCAUCAUCAAUUAUACAUGAAAUGGACAGUAUCCUAGGCAACAAGCCCUACAGUAAAAAGGACUACCGGUCUUAAAAGGAAAGCCAGUGACACUGGGUCAACCUGCUUAUUUCUCUGAGCUUUGACUGAAAAAACAUUGGCUCAUGGGACCAGCACUGUCACAGGUCCUGCAGGAGAAGCCUACUCACACACUACUUGAAGUCUGCCGACAUUAGCCUGAGAGGAGGCCAAGAACCGCACGGGCAGAAGGGAAGCAUGCUCGCAUACAAAUCAGCUAGGCCGGCUCAAUAAGCAGAACGCCGCUCCAACCACCAAGAAACCACCGGCUCACUUCCUCCUCCCCUUUGUCCCCUUGUAGUAAACACUAAGAAGUGCCGUAUUAGAGAUCCAGAAUUUGUACUUACUCUAGAAAUGCAUGAGAUCUGGCCAUGGCACUUGCUUUUUUCCUACAUGUUGGAAAACAAAUACAUUUGCGUAAGCUCGCAGAACGUAAUGAAGCUGAUGAAGCACUUUGGUGAAUGCAGAAAGUUACAUGACUGAACAAACUAAAUAAGGCAUUUGAUGUUACUCAUCUCUGGUUUUAUAUCAAAAUUGUUAGCCAAUCUAGUGCUUGUUUACAAGACUUAAUUUAUACUACAAGCUAUAUCAAUUCUGGCUGUGUUUUAGUUCUAAACAUAGAAAGGGGAAGCCAUCUGAGUUACACAUAAUAAUGUAUAAAGACUGUCCGAAAUAUUAAAUAGAGAUCAAAAACAGGCCUCAACAAAUGUGCAAUAUCAGAAAGUGUUUAACUCAUUGAUCUUUUUACUUUUAAAACCUUUUCUAAGAAGCAAAUGACCUAAAACAGUGUAGACACAGUAGUUGAGUGGUGGUCUGUGCUCAUUUGUCAUCGCUUCGUCGGGCUGAAACCAAAGAAAUUUCUGUGCUCGAUCUGCCCUGCUGUUACCUUCAAACCACUUGACCACGUGACCUAUUGUUUAAAAUGUUAUUUGGAACUCCUCAUGUUUUAUGCCUGAAUGUUGUGUACUUUAAGUCGUUUUCAAUGUAUGUGGAAAUCUCUGUUAUUAUUUCUUUAUUUUAACAGUUUUCAGAAUAAUUUUGAGACAAGCCUGUCUUUUUUGAAGGCAUUAAGGUGUUAUACUAUUUGUUGUUAUUUGUCAGUUUACCUUGUCAUGUUUAAUGUUUGUUGUCCUCGUUGUAUCUGUUGUGUGCGUCUUAACUACGAUUUUUUUUUUCGUCCAAUGGCGCCCUCUACUGGCUCGCUCCAAAUUAGCCUACUACAUUAAAUUUUACAUUACUCAUUCGAAAAAGGCUUUAAAUUAACUGUUGCUUUUGAUUAAUGAUAAUUUACAAUAAUAUUUGCAAGGCAGUGGAUCUUUUCUUCUUAGUGCAAUUUAUUUUCCAUGAAACAUAAUUCCAGAUGUGUCUAUAAAAGUGGUAAAUCAUAUCUUGGACAUUUUCAAACGAGUAAGCCAGUGAUUAGGACAGUGGUAAUUUGCUGUCUAGAUUAUAUUCCUUAUUUAGUACUAAUGCAAAAUAUUCAGUGCUUGCAACCAUUUGUUUAGCAUGUUUCAUCUGUACCAGUAUGUGUAUGCAUUAUGGCUUUUUAAAACCAUCAGUGGUGAAUGGAGAGCAUAACCUGGUGGGAGUGACAGAUUCUUUAUGGAGUAAUUUAUAUGUGAUCAUAGUUAUUAACUUUAAAAUAAAUGCCAAAAUAAAUUCACAACAUAUCAAGGCAGUUCAACAUAUUCUGACACUCAUUUCAAUAUGAAUGGACUUUUUACUGAAUUUAUGUAUUAAAGAGUUGCAAUACAGUUGGCUGCGUGUACAUAGUAAUGAAUUUUAAUAAUGGCCUAUUAUUUUAGUGUAGAACAAUGCUUAUGCUUGGCUGGGUAUGAAAGUGUUGACCUGUAGUUGGAAUGUAAUGCAUCUUAUAAGGGUUUUGAUUGUUGUCUGAGCUACAUCCUGUCUUAAGAGAGAAAAUGCGUCAAACAUACUGUUUAACAAGAAAAAAUCAGAGAGAUUAUUCAUAAUAUUCGUAAGGCUUUUUGAAGUAGCACUUUAACCAAAGACCACAGGAUCUUAUAGAAGUGGAAGGCGUUACUUCAGUUGCCUUUAGCUGAGGGUCAUAGUAAAUGUCCUUAUAUUUGUCAUUUUUUAUGUUGAGUCAGGCUGCAUCUAUCGUUUAAGAUGUUAGUGGUUUGUUUUUGCUCAGGAAGUCAUAAUAUGUAGUCAGUAAUUAGAUGGUAAAAUUGAACCAGUUUAGUCAUGUGGAGGAUAAACAUCAUUGAAUGAGAAAUUGUUGGUGUACAGUCCCCCUCCUCCCCUGCAAAGACAGAGGUUGUUGAUGAAGGAGCCUAAGUUGAAUACUUUGCUGUAAAAUUAUUUUUAAAAAAAUAGUCCAAUAUUGUCAACAGGAGUAACUGUAUGUACAGGAAAUCUGAUGUUUUGAAGCUGAUUUGAUAAGAUUACUGUUUUUUGGUAUAACCUAUAAUUCUGACAUUUGUUAACUGUACAAUGACCAUUACUGUUACAGAUAUGCAUUAAGUUAUGUUGAUUUCUGUAGAUACAUAAUGGAAUGGUUUGAUAACAUGUAUAUAAUCUAAAUAUAUAC